Messenger RNA from Lottia gigantea (owl limpet), 1404 nucleotides. RefSeq lists its product as hypothetical. NCBI's taxonomy places the organism in Eukaryota, Metazoa, Mollusca, Gastropoda, Lottiidae. The record is from RefSeq and is a predicted model, not a curated record. Gene Ontology annotation, molecular function: protein binding. The transcript has 19 exons. The coding region runs from base 34 to 1404 and encodes 456 amino acids.
GACAAAAUUUGUAGUAAGUGAGGAAAUGAAAAUAUGUCUGUAACUCAUCCAUUAUUGAAAAUUUUGAAAGCUAAUAUUUUGGAAUUGUAUACAGAAGAACGAGUUAUUCAUGAUUAUAAUCUAAAUUUAGCACCAUUUUGUAGAAGACUAGAAGACAUCUUUACUCUUGGACUGAAGAAUGGAAACAAUUGGUUUGGUAAACCUAGUUAUUGGGCAUGGAUAAACAAGUUACCACAACAAAGAAAUCCAUCAUUUGAUCAUACUGUACAUUUUGUUAAAGAUUGUUUAAAGACAUCAACUGUAGAUGGUAAGGGAAGAUUAUUUCUACGAGCAGCUUUAGUGAAAAAGAAUUUAGAUAUAGUGAUUGCAUUAGUCAAAGAGAAUCCAGUUUUGUUAGAGACAUGGUAUGAAAGAGAUUCAAUAAUUGGUAAUGAAAUAUUAUCAGAAAUUUUCAUAUCAUUAUUGGAACAAGUGAAGACAAUAACUUUCAGUUUGAAUUUAAAGAAUGCUAGUUAUUUAGAUGUAACUUGGGAUAUACCAGUGUAUAAAGAUUAUGAAUUUGUUCCCUGUGAAGCUCUUGGCAUACAUUUCAUAGAGGUUGAAGGUCAUAUGAUUGUACUGUCAGUUGAUAAAGGUAGUGUAGCAGCAGAAGAUGGUAAGGUACAGCCUGGAGAUGUUUUAGAUGAAAUGUUUGGUGAAAGUUUAAAGGAUGUUAAAAGGGGAAGGGUUCAAGAAUUAUUUCAACAUUAUAAAGGUAUUCCUGUUUAUGUCUCAAUUAUAAAGGCUAGAGAGUAUAGUGGUAAUAUUUACCGUCCAUUAAGAACGGCAUUACAUGAAUUGAGUAUAGAUCCUUUAAAACAUCAAGAUGAAGAGAAUUCAGAGGAGACUAAUGGUAUAGAUUGUGUUAAACCACCACAUACUAUUUUAGAGGAGGAAGAAACAGAGAUGACUCCUGUUCAUGGUCCUGAUGGCAGUGCCAGUUAUAAAGUAACUUAUAUAGGAGAAUAUUCAUUAGGUUCUGAUGGGAGAGUAGAAAGAAUAGAAGAUGGUGUCCUCAAAGUUUUACAAUCAAACAAUAGAAAAAAUCUAUCUGUGAUGAUUUAUCUAUCAGAAACUGGUAUCAAAGUCAGAUCAUUAUCAGGUGAUGAAGAAAUUUUAAACCAUUCUUACACUGAAGUAUCAGCAUGUGGUAGAAGAACAGAUUAUUUACAACAUUUUUCAUAUAUUGCUGGUGAAACAUCAUGUAAUUUGUCCAAGGAUUUUGUCUGUCAUGUAUUCCAUGCAUCUUCUCAAGAACUAACUAAAGUGAUAUUAUGUGCAAUAGCAAACAUUCAAUGCUGCUGCAGAUUGCAACUAUUUGCUAUCUUGCGACUAGAAAAUGUACCAGGUGGCCAGCAUACUUGA